AUGGGACAGCGAGUGACAAAAGUGAGACCGAUAACGAUUGGAGAGGUGUACGAUCAACAUCUAAGUACACCCCCAAAUCCCAGCACCAACAGGGUGGUUCAACAUCCUCAUCCCCGCGAUGAGACCCCUGUUGGUGCUGGAGGUGGAGGAGAGGAGGACGGAGGAGGAGGAGGAGGAGGAGACUACAUCUUCAGCCGCUAUUCCGUGGGCGAUCAGCUGGGAAAAGGCGGAUUUGGUGUAGUGCAUGAAGGGAGACGGCUGGAGGAUGGUCUUAAAGUGGCUUUGAAAUACGUCACAAAGACCAAGAACAUGGAAUGUAUAUUCACUCCCGAUCAUCCAGCUCCCCUUCCCAAAGAGAUCGCCCUUACCAUCCUUGCUAAUAAAGGUCCCCACGUGCCGCAAAUCAUCAGGCUGCUGGACUGGACGGACCACCCUGACCACUUUGUCAUGGUCCUCGAAUGUCCCUCUCCCUGUGAAAACCUGGUAGAGUUCAUCAGGCGUCACGGUGGAAGCCUCGACGAAGACACCGCGAGGCAGAUCGUGUGGCAGGUGGCUCACGCGGCAAACGUGUGCUGCCUCCGCGGAGUGCUCCACCGUGACGUCAAACUGGACAACCUACUAAUAAACAGGGAGACAUCCGAAGUCAAGCUGAUUGACUUCGGAUGCGGGGACAUUCUGAGGAGGUCACCGUACAGGUCCUACCAUGGCACAGUAGCGUACUCCCCUCCGGAGUACCACAGGAGGGGGAAGUACUACGGCAGGCCAGCCACUGUCUGGUCACUAGGGAUUGUAAUGUUCGCACUGUUGUGCGGACAUUUCCCUAGUGACUUUGACCUUUUCCUGCUGCAGUACAAGCGCUUUUGCAAACCCGGCAUGUCAAAAGAAUGCUGUCACCUCCUCAGGGCUCUCCUCCAUGAGAAGCCAAGUCGGCGACUUGGCCUGGGGCAAAUCACGUCCCACAACUGGUUUAAGGCACCCAACAGUGUUGUUGCCUCCUCAGAGGUCCCUGUAAAGGCCCAAGCCAGAGCCAGCACCAAAGGCCAUCUCAACCCAGAGGUUUCUGUCAUGGCCACCUGGUUCGAGAUACUGCAGUCAUCUGCCAAAGAUACAGCUGUGAGGUACAGCUGCCAAACAAAGUCCUGUAAUGGGGACUGUGAUUUCCAAGUUUGCAUGUCCCAGAGCUUCCUGCCUCAGAGAUUCCUGCCCUAG
Molecule: messenger RNA, 1209 nt
Organism: Labeo rohita (rohu)
Lineage: Eukaryota; Metazoa; Chordata; Actinopteri; Cypriniformes; Cyprinidae
Product: serine/threonine-protein kinase pim-1
Exons: 7
Coding region: 1-1209 (402 amino acids)
Biological process (GO): regulation of mitotic cell cycle; negative regulation of apoptotic process; protein autophosphorylation
Cellular component (GO): cytoplasm
Molecular function (GO): protein serine/threonine kinase activity; ATP binding
Source: RefSeq, a predicted model, not a curated record